AUGCAACAUUAUAGUGCACAUAAGCCAAAGCCUACUGGCUUCCCUUGGUUGAAAAAGCCUCUGCUACUACACUCAUCGAGAGAAGACAAAUGCGAAUUGACACCGGCGCAAUGUGAAUUUCGAAGCGGCUAUUGGAGAUAUUGGUAUAUAUCGGACCUUGUUUACGCAAGAGCCACAGUUUACUUCAUAUGUGCAAUCGUCUUUGUGUUCUCGUUAGCAUAUAUAUUUCUAAGACAUACCCCCCGGAGCCCCAUCGACAAGUUCUUACAGAAACCCAAGGGCCUCGUGCGGUACUGCAUCUAUAGGGGGUUCCGCGUACCUUUCUUGGCCUGGCUCUCCCCAAAUGUAGGUAGAAUGCUGGUAAUUUCCGCAGGAAUUCUCUUCUUUUCUGCUCUGACAUUAGGACCGAAACCGUACUACUGGCCAAACACCAAGGAUGUUGUUUAUGGUGGCAGUCCCCCGAUUGCUACCAGGGCAGGCUGGAUGGCUCUUGGGCUACUGCCUUUUUCAAUUGCUCUUGCGUCUAAAGCAAACUGGAUUACGAUGCUGACUGGGAUAUCCCAUGAAAAGCUUCAGAUCUUCCAUCAAUGGACAAGUUGGGCAAUGUUCGUCUUGGGACUAGUUCAUAUGUGGCCCUUCAUCAUUUAUCGUACUCAACGGGGAGACAUGCAAUACAAGUGGGAAACGUCCAUGCACUACUGGACAGGAGUUGUCACGAUCAUUGUGCAGGCUUAUUUAACAUGGUUUUCACUGCCAGUUAUACGCAGGAGACGGUUCUAUGAGUUUUUUAAAGCCACCCAUCUUUUCGCAGCCAUGGUCUAUGUUGUCUUCUUUUUUAUCCACUGCGACUUCCGGCUCACAGCGUGGGAUUAUUUCAUUGCAACGGCCGCAAUAUACCUCCCCUGCCUUAUUCUUGUUCAAAUUCGGACGUUUUUUAUCAAUCGGCUUCGUCGUGCAACAGUUGACAUUCUUCCUUGCGGUUUAAUCCGUAUUACGACAACCUGCUCAAUUUCAUGGAAACCAGGACAGCACGUUUUUCUCCGAUUCCUCGGCCUAGGACCUCACUGCCUAACAUCUCAUCCAUUCACAAUUGCUUCAUUACCGCAUGUGGACUCCGCAAGUAAGACGAAUGAAAUGACCGUAUAUGCCAAGCGUCAUGAAGGAAUUACGAAAUCACUUUCAAAUACUGCCAGAGAUGUCUCUCCCCUUAACAUGAAGGUCUUGAUUGACGGGCCUUACGGGGGUAUUAGCUCCGGGACAAUGGCCAGAUUCGAUUCCAUCCUUAUCAUUACUGGUGGAUCUGGCGCCGCGUUUUCGUUUCCAGUCGUGGAGGACGUUUUAAGGCGUGCCACGACGGCGGCUUCCGCUGGGAUCAAGGAGAAGACACUCAACAUUAUAUAUGCAGCCCGCUCUUCGUUGAUGGCGCAGUGGUAUGAGGAGAAAAUCAAGACAUUGGUUUCUCAAUACCCUUCUAGCUCAAUAGUGUCGGUCUCGAUAUAUACCACUUCCGCCUUACGAAAGAAUGAUAACUUGGAAAAAGAAUCCACGCCCAGCGGAGAGGAUGAAAUUUUCAACGGAGGGCAGGACUCCAUUACUUAUCAACUAGGCCGACCUUCCUUGGCCAGUGCUGUGGCUUCUCUAGCCGAUCAAGCUACUGGAAAAGCAGCUGGAAUAGUUGUUUGUGGACCGCCUUCCAUGCUGCACGAUGUUCGCAAUGCGGCGGCAGAAGCACAGAGGAAGGUAUUGGCUGGAGACGUUAAAGAGUUAUACUUACGCACGGAAAGCUUCUCGUAA
This is a messenger RNA of Nannizzia gypsea CBS 118893, 1794 nucleotides long. RefSeq lists its product as hypothetical. Gene Ontology annotation, cellular component: plasma membrane. The coding region runs from base 1 to 1794 and encodes 597 amino acids. NCBI's taxonomy places the organism in Eukaryota, Fungi, Ascomycota, Eurotiomycetes, Onygenales, Arthrodermataceae. Gene Ontology annotation, molecular function: ferric-chelate reductase activity. Gene Ontology annotation, biological process: copper ion import; intracellular iron ion homeostasis; iron ion transport. The transcript has 7 exons. The record is from RefSeq and is a predicted model, not a curated record.